AUGUAUGUCUAUCACUGGCGAGAGGAGCAAGAGGCGGCUAUGAGGGCGUCCAAGGGAACUGGCAUGACCCAGGAGCAAGUCGUGAAUUUCGUGAACGGCUGUGAGUAUUUCAUACUGCUGAGAUAUGCUUCCAGCGAGCUGACUCGAAUACAGAUUAUCCAUGUUAUGAGUUAUAUACUGAUGUGCUACGGAAUGGUAUAUUCGGGGAGGAAAAAGGCAAGCAGCUUCGCUUGGUCGUUGGCAAGGACCGAAAGGUGAAGGAAGUGCACAAAAUAUAG
Lecanosticta acicola is the source of this 278-nucleotide messenger RNA. The record is from the annotation of a GenBank genome assembly. Lineage: Eukaryota; Fungi; Ascomycota; Dothideomycetes; Mycosphaerellales; Mycosphaerellaceae.